AUGCGUGGACUUACUGGUUAUCACAUCAUGAUAGUCUCGAAGUACUUCGACAUUGACAGAGAUUUUAUUAACUUGGAGUUGGUAUGCAAGAAGUUUAAUGGUAAUAUGGAAAAGUUCCACUUCAACCCAAUUCCAUUGAAUUCCAAAACACUUGGAUACUUCCCAAACAUCGAGACACUUCAUUUGUGGAAUAGAAAAGCAGAGAAUUUCGGCAAUGGAUUUAUGAUGAACACAAAAGAAAAAGUAGAGUGUGAAAAUAAAGGUGUUUUGAAGAGAGAAUUUUUUCGAAUCAUUGUGUGGUUCAAUGUUGACUUUGAAACUGUUGACAGAAACAAAAGUCGAAACAUCGAGUUUAAAAAUGUUACUUACACUCAAAAUGAUAGAAAGAAAUUUGGUAAAAACAUACCACCAACCGUGACAUCAAUUGACAAUUAUUGUUUCAGUGAAUGCAGAAAUUUGAGCAGUAUUACAAUACCAUCAAGUGUGACAUCCAUUAGUGGUUAUUGUUUCUGGGGAUGCAGUAGUUUAAUUAGUGUUAACAUACCAUCAAGUGUGAAAUCAAUUGGUCAAGGUUGUUUCGAUUAUUGCGGUAGUUUAAGCAGUGUUACAAUACCAUCAAGUGUGACAUCAAUUGGUUUAUGGUGUUUCCCAUCAAAUACAGUAGUUCAUGGAAAUUAA
Entamoeba invadens IP1 is the source of this 678-nucleotide messenger RNA. RefSeq lists its product as hypothetical. The transcript has a single exon. NCBI's taxonomy places the organism in Eukaryota, Evosea, Mastigamoebida, Endamoebidae. The record is from RefSeq and is a predicted model, not a curated record. The coding region runs from base 1 to 678 and encodes 225 amino acids.